This is a messenger RNA of Prorocentrum cordatum, 330 nucleotides long. NCBI's taxonomy places the organism in Eukaryota, Dinophyceae, Prorocentrales, Prorocentraceae. The record is from the annotation of a GenBank genome assembly.
AUGCAGGUGGGAGAGGCCAGCGAAGCUUGCCCGGCCUCCUUGGCCUCGAUCUUCGGCGUGCGCAGCGCCCGCGUCGUGUCGGCGGUGGCCGGGCGGGGCGAGGACGAGUUGUGGGAGUAUUGCUGGGCUUGCGCGCAGGCCGGCCGCGCAGCCCCGGGGGCGACGGCGGCCGCCCCGCCGGGCGCGGCGCGGCGAGGGGCCGCGCGGGGCGCCGGGGCCAGAGAGGCGCGUGGCUGCCGGUGGCCCAGUCGCUCCGCAGGAUGCACACGAUGCUCGUCGGCGAAGAAGGCCAAUGCGCGAAGCAGUCUGCAGGUCGCCUCGGGUGGCUAG